Molecule: messenger RNA, 616 nt
Organism: Gordionus sp. m RMFG-2023
Lineage: Eukaryota; Metazoa; Nematomorpha; Gordioida; Chordodea; Parachordodidae
Product: methionine-R-sulfoxide reductase B1-A-like
Exons: 3
Biological process (GO): protein repair
Cellular component (GO): nucleus
Molecular function (GO): L-methionine (R)-S-oxide reductase activity; peptide-methionine (R)-S-oxide reductase activity
Source: RefSeq, a predicted model, not a curated record
AUUUUAUUACUCACCGAUCAUAUGAAUACGAAUUAUUAACAUUAUUAUAGCAAAUAUUAACCUUCUAUAAAUAAUUUACGAAUUAUUAUAUAAUUUCUAAGAAUUAUUGAAUGUCAUUCUGUGAAUUUGUUGGCAAAGAAAAAUACAAAGACUGCUUUAAAACUGGGGUUUAUUUGUGUUCCAAAUGUGGAUACGAACUUUUUUCAAGCGUUUCAAAAUUCGAACAUUCGAGUCCUUGGCCCGCAUUCAGCGAAACAAUUCAUAGCGAUAGCCUAUCAAAAUUUGAAGAGAGACCCGGUGCUCUAAAGGUGUCAUGUGGCAAAUGCCAAAAUCCAUUAGGUCAUGAAUUUUUGAAAGAUGGUCCUCACGGAAAAUCGAGAUUCUGAAUUUUUAGUCAUGCGCUCCGGUUUCAAGCGUCCUCAGAUGUCGAUAACAAUGUUUAGAAAAAUGAAGAAUUUUUCUAAAGCUUAUUUUUAAAGGAAUCAUUUUUUUAAUUAAAUUAGUAUUUUCUUAAUAAUAGUUUUUUUAUAACCGAUAUAAUUUAUUUUUGGAAAUUUAUUUUAAAAAAAUCAUUACCGAUGACUUCUUAAAUAUAUCGCAAAAUAUUUAAUAUCGA